AUGGCAGAGGAGGGCAGCUUGUGGUUCUACGCCCCCAACAAAGGUGCCGCGAUAUCCUUUGCUAUUCUCUUUGCUAUCUCAGGUUUCAUACACGGUUACCAAAGCUUCAAAUACAAGUCGUGGAAAGUGACCGGUCUUCUCCCAUGGUCAGCUUUGCUUUUCACUGCCGGUUUCAUCCUGCGUACCAUCGGAGCCUAUGGACAAUGGGACGACAAGGGCGUGUUCAUUGCCAGCACGGUACUCCUCUUAGCCGGCCCGCCAGUAUAUGAAGGUGCAAACUUCUUCAUCCUCGGUCGAAUUCUGUACUACAUCCCAUACCACUCUCCAAUCCACCCCGGCCGAGUAUUCACAACAUUUGUCGCCCUGGGUGUUGUAAUCGAGAGUAUCACUGCAAAUGGAGCCGUACGAGUCGCAGCCUCAGACUCUACCGUUGCAUCGCAAAACAUCGGCAAGUCCCUGCUCAAAGCAGCAUUGAUCAUGCAAAUCGCCUUGAUGGUAGGGUUUGUGACUCUCGCUGGUCGAUUCCAUUUCAACUGUUCUCGAGGAGGCGUAUUGAACUUCAAGAUCAAACGUGCGCUGUAUGUGUUGUAUUGCAGUUGCACGCUUAUCACAAUCCGCACCAUCUACCGGACUGUCGAAUACUUCACUGCAGCUAGCCUCAACGCUUACGGUGAUAUUGACAAAAUUAGCCCGGUACUGAAAGAUGAAUGGUUCUUCUGGGUCUUUGAGGUUCUGUUCAUGUACACGAACACUACACUGCUCAACGUUUUCCACCCGAUGCGCUCCCUCCCGCGCUCUAACAAGAUAUAUUUGGCAAGUGACGGUGUAACCGAGGUUGAAGGGCCUGGUUAUGAAGAUCCUCGUCACUGGCUCCAAACAUUUGUGGAUCCGUUUGAUAUAUAUGGACUUAUCGUUAACAGGGGCAAGAAGGAGAAAUACUGGGAAACAAACACAACACAAGCCGACUUGACUCCCAAGCAAGUUGUUUGA
Penicillium brevicompactum is the source of this 990-nucleotide messenger RNA. RefSeq names its product putative RTA1 domain protein. NCBI's taxonomy places the organism in Eukaryota, Fungi, Ascomycota, Eurotiomycetes, Eurotiales, Aspergillaceae. The transcript is spliced from 3 exons. The record is from RefSeq and is a predicted model, not a curated record. The coding region runs from base 1 to 990 and encodes 329 amino acids. Gene Ontology annotation, cellular component: membrane.